UUUCGUGGGAGAACUGUAAAUACUGGCAGAAUAUUUAACAUGCUUUGUCCGUCCUUCAUCAUUAAUGAUUUUUUUUUUUUGUUCGUUUUUUUAACCGUAAUCUGUAAAGUCGCGUAUAUUUGACAAGGAAACUCAACGAGCUAUUCCCGCUUUUCUUAUAAAUACCCAAUAGCAUAUCAGGAUUGUAAGAGUUGACGGCAAGUCGGAUUUUAGGGAUGCCCGUUCCAGCGGGGGACCCGCCGUGUGGUUGGGAGGGGGGAGAGGGGACCCGGCUGAUGUGGGGCCGGAUUCGGGUGCCGGCCCCGUCGGCAUCGCCGGGGGUUUGUCUCUGGCUGGCGCGGCGGGGGUGCCUUGGAGCUUCGCCUGGAGCGUGGGGGGGAGAAGGAGCGUUCGGAGAAGGCGAUGGUCCGUGUAACCUGUCUAAGUCCUGCUUCCUUGGAGGUGUUUUUGGUGCAGGGAGGGGGGGUUGGUCCGUUGGCUCUGGGGGGAGCGGGAGCUGCCGGCGCCGCGGGUCGGGGGGAGCAAGAACUGCUGCAGUCUCACGUUUUUACACUACAUAACGUCUAACCUACCUCAACUCUCAGUCAUUACAAAUUCGCACGCUUCAGACUUCUACACAAAACUCGAAAUCUAUGCACAGCUCCUUUACCCCUUGCUGCUGAGAGGCUGUUUCCAAGCAAAAUCUUUCCCUUUACCCGCCCUGGCGGCCGCGCUCAUCCCGCCCGCACCGAAGCCACGGGGGUCACGGAGUUCGAGGGGGGAAGGAACGUUUUUAAUCGCUUCAGAAUGGGAUGUGGGGACCUCGUUUUGCAGCAGGUCGUGGCCACAAUGGUGCUAGAACAAAACCCGUGGUGGAAACCCCGGGGAGAGCUCGGCACGGGGAGCCCCAACCGGCUUCUUCCAUCCCGCUGCAGGUGGGAAAUGAGGGGUGCAUUUCGGGUCCCCCCGUCCCGAUGCUCUCGGGAUGAGGCGUGGGAAGGAGAAGGAAACCAGAAUCCCUGAGGUGCCUCAAUUGCUGAUUUUUCCUUUUAAUACUGGAGUACGCUUUGUGGGCUCUAUAAGGCAUAUUUUUAUUAAAUGAAAUCUUGUAAUACAAACGGUGCUAUGGUGUUUUAACAAACUGUAUCACGCUUCUGCCUGAUUCCAUCUCGCUGAGGUGCUACUAAUGUAUAUAUGAAACUAAGGAACCAAGAUAUAAAAAAAUAAAGCAAUGUCGUUGAGAAGGAAGUUUACCUUUCCGGAGCGACAGCUCAAGGUGUGCCGGGAGCCGGUUGGGUUGAUGCAAACCGGAGUUUUGCCAUGUCCAAGGUGUCCCGGGGUCGUGGUGGAGCCGUUCCCUGCGGAGCCGGUGCGGUGGUGGGAUGAGGUGCUCAGAUGUACGUGGGUGUAGGGUUUGGUCAGAGGUGUGAUCUCGGUGCUCAGCGGUGCUUGGUCGUGGUGUGUGGACAUGGUGCUGAGACGCGGUGUUUGGCCACGCACCGUGGAUGUGAUGCUUGGGCGUGGUGGUCAGUCACACACUGGGGACAUGGUACUGGGACACAGUGUCUGGUCACACACCGUGGAUGUGAUGCUCGGGCGUGGUGGUCAGUCACACACUGGGGACAUGGUGCUGGGACACAGUGUUUGGCCACACACUGUGGACGUGGUGCUCGGGCACGGUGGUCAGUCACGCAUCGGGGGCGUGGCACGUGGACAUGGCGCUUGGACGUGGUGAUCAGUCACACACCGGGGAUGUGGUGCUCAGACGUGGUGCGUGGACACAGUGCUUGGAUGUGGUGCUUGGCCACGGUGCUCGGACAUGGCACGUGGGCAUGGUGCUCAAGCACAGUCACACAUCGUGGAUGUGGUGCUCGGGUGUGGUGCUUGGACAUGGUGCUCGGGCACAGUGCUCGGCCAGGCAUCACGGACAUGGCAUGUGAACGUGGUGCUCGGACCUGGUGUUCAGACAUGGAGCGUGGACAUGGUCACACAUCGUGGACAUGGUGCUCGGGUGUGGUGCUCGAACAGGGUGUGUGGACAUGGUGCUCGGACGCGGUGCUUGGACACAGUGCUCAGCCACACAUCGUGGACGUGGUGCUCGGGCGUGGUGCUCUGCUGUGGUGCUUGGACGUGGUGUGUGGACACGGUGCUCGGGGCACGGUGCUCGUCCACAGCCCACGGACACGGUGUGCAGGCACCACGCUCGGACAUGCUGUGUGGACACGGUGCACGAACGUGCUGUGUGGACAUGGUGCUCGACCACGGUGUUCAGAGGCAGUGCACAGACACGGUGCUCUGCUGUGGUGCUUGGACUUGGUGCAUGGACGUGGUGCUUGGGCACGGUGCUUGACCACGUCGUGGACAUGGUGCAUGGAUAUGGUGCUCGGGCACGGUGCUCAGCCAUGCGCUGUGGACGUGAUGCGUGGGUACGGUGCUCAGACGUGGUGCGUGGACAUGGUGCUCUGCUUGGUGCUUGGACUUGGUGCAUGGACUCGGUGCCUGACCAUGGUGUGUGAACACGGUGCUCGACCGCAGUGCUCCGACAUGACGUGUGGACACGGUGCUCAGUCAGGGGGUGAGAACACGGUGCUUGGCCACGUCAUGGACAUGGUGCUUGGGGACAGUGCUUGACCAUGUGUCAUGGACAUGGUGCAUGGACGUGGUGCUUGGGGACGGUGCUUGACCAUGUGUCAUGGACAUGGUGCAUGGACGUGGUGCUCGGGGACUGUGCUCAGCCAUGCACCAUGGACGUGGUGCUUGGGGACAGUGCGUGGACAUGGUGCUCUGCUUGAUGCUUGUACUUGGUGCUUGGCCACAUGUCACGGACAUGGUGGAUGGACACGGUGCUCAGAUGUGGUGUGUGGACAUGGUGCUUGACCACGGUGCUUGGACUUGGUGCAUUGACUCAGUGCUCAACCACGAUGUGUGAACACGGUGCUCGACCACGGUGCUCAGCCACGGGGUGUGGACGUGGUGCUCAGACGUGGUGCUCAGACGUGGUGCUCUGCUUGGUGCUUGGACCUAUUGCAUGGACUCAGAGCUUGGACAGUGGUGCUCUGCCACGUGUCAUGGGUGUGGUGCUUGGCCGUGACGGGUGGACAUGGCACUCGGACAUGGUGUGUGGGCACAGUGCUCAGCCAUGAGGGGUGAACACGGCACUUGGCCGUGGGGUGUGGGCGUGGCGCUGAGCCGGGAUGUGUGACCGUGGUGCUCGGACACGGUGCUGGGCCCAGUGCACGUGGUGUUGUGCA
Molecule: messenger RNA, 3230 nt
Organism: Corapipo altera (White-ruffed manakin)
Lineage: Eukaryota; Metazoa; Chordata; Aves; Passeriformes; Pipridae
Exons: 2
Coding region: 1375-2610 (411 amino acids)
Source: RefSeq, a predicted model, not a curated record